AUGGGAGACCUUAAAGCUCGGAUAAGAGCCAAGUUUUCGAGAAAGAAUUCCGCAGCGGCAUCAUCCCUUGCCUCAUCUACGAGCAGCCGCGCCGGCUCGGUCUCAGGCUCCAGGAGCAGCCAGCAGCCGCCCUCCAUCCACCAUGACCACCACCAGCACCAGCACGCUGAUCUGUCACCCGACGCGAGCCAUGUGCGCCAGGGCGACAAGUCGACUGUCUCAGUCUCAGUCUCAGUGACAGACGAGCGACGUCAGUCGCCGCAGCAGCACCGAAAAGGGGGCCUGGAAAGGGAGGGCGAGCCAAAGACGACACAUUUCAUCAAGGCCGGCCCCGAGGACGGUGUGGCUGACACGUCCCCGAGACGCUCAACAGCAUCUUCCCGGGACAGGACUCCGCUGGAGCAGCAGAACCAGCAGCAUUCUACGGGCAGCAAUAGCAGUAGCGGUGGAGGUGGAGGUGUCGCUGCUGUCGAAGGCGCCGCUGCAGCAGGAGGAGGCGAGCUGACACGAAUCAAUUCCGCCGCUAGCGGGGACGCAAUGGCCACAGAUCAGCGCCUCUCCACAGGCAAACUCUCCAGCAUCAACGAACACGGCGAUUUUACCUCUGCCGCCGAUCAACAACCGCAACCCACCACGACCACGUCCGUCGCUCUCACCGUCGCCGGCCCUACGACGCUAGACCUUGUCCCCGUGAAAGACUCGGCUUCCGACCACGACCUCCACCACGAUCCGUUCCUCAGUCCAGCCCUCACCACUCCUACCGCCCGACCCGGCGCCAUCACCCUCCCCGUCUCCGGCGCCAGUCCGACGACCGUGAGCUUGGCCGGCAGUGCCCUCCGCCCCUCACCUUCACCCUCACCCUCACUGCCGAGACCUGGCCUCCUGCCGCGGCGACAGAGCCUCUUCUCCAACGGGCAGACGACCUUGAUCCGGACGCUGCUCAAUGGUGGCGAAGGCGACCAGAGCGACCCCGCCAACGCCAAUCAAUUGAUCCCCAUCAUCCCCAACAUGGUAACGAGGAAGAUAUGGGUCAAGAGGCCUGGGGCUUCUGCCACCUUGGUCACCAUCAAUGAGGAUGAUGUUGUUGACGACGUUCGGGAGAUGAUCCUGCGCAAAUAUGCCAAUUCUUUAGGGCGGAACUUCGAUGCACCGGAUUUGACGCUUAGGAUCAAACCCCGAGAGCAACUCCAAGAGCGGACGUUAGGACCUGAAGAGCCCAUGAGCCGUACCCUCGAUGCAUACUUUCCUGGCGGCCAGACUGUCGACGAGGCUUUGAUCAUCGAUGUACCGCUUCGGAGAAUAACGCCUAGGGCAUCACCCAGAACUGGGCCUCCUCAUGCUCCUCAUAUCACCUCGGCAUAUUAUGCAGACGAGACGCGGCCAUCCGAAGCCGGGAAUGACUACUUCGGUCCAAGUGCCCUCUCGACAGCCAAUAUUCCAGUAACGGUGACGGCCGCAUCUACCGGCUCGGGACAUCAUGCCAUCUCCAUCCUCAGCACUGGCCAAAUACCCCAGAUACCCUCUCCCGGCGGCACGAGGAGUCGGCCCUACCGAGAAAGACCGGAGCGUCCUCGGCUGGGAAGACAGCACACGUCGUCGCCGACCAUCUUGAACAUGGCGACUGGUGUCCACCCAGCCUCUAUCGCCUCUACGGCUAACCACGAUCAUUCAAAUACCGCUCCCGUACCGCCACCCCUGCCCACCCCUCCAGCCCCCGACGCUGCCGCCAUUCAGCGCGUAGCAACACCGCCACCCCGGGUCGCCUCGCCCCGCCCAACCGGCACCGUGCGGACGAAGAAGAGUAAGAAGACGGCCGAGCCGCCGUCGCUGCCGCCCGGCAUGCUCAACGGCACGGUGCCGCCCAUCAACGUGUUGAUCGUGGAAGACAACAUCAUUAACCUGAAGCUCCUCGAGGCGUUCGUCAAGAGACUCAAAGUGCGAUGGCAGACCGCUAUGAACGGUCGCGAAGCAGUUAACAAGUGGCGGACCGGCGGCUUUCAUCUCGUGCUGAUGGACAUCCAACUACCCGUGAUGAGCGGCCUGGACGCCACUCGUGAGAUCCGACGACUGGAACGCGUCAACUCGAUCGGUGUCUUCUCGUCCUCGGCCAGCAGCGUGGCGCCGGAGGAGACGAAUGGUCAGACGAAGGACGAGGACAGGCUCUCGAACACGGACAUGUUCAAGAGCCCCGUCAUCAUCGUUGCGCUGACGGCCAGCUCUCUACAGAGCGACAGGCAUGAGGCUCUAGCAGCCGGCUGCAACGAUUUUCUGACCAAGCCUGUAAGCUUUGUCUGGCUGGAGAGGAAAGUGAUGGAAUGGGGCUGUAUGCAAGCACUAAUCGACUUCGACGGCUGGAGAAAGUGGAAAGACUACUCCCAAAAGGCAGAUGAGGCCGCCGAGGAGGCCAAGAAGAAGGCGGCGGCUGCGAAUGCUAAGAAGAAGAGGAACCGCCAGUCUUUGAAUGCAUCAUGA
Molecule: messenger RNA, 2472 nt
Organism: Phaeoacremonium minimum UCRPA7
Lineage: Eukaryota; Fungi; Ascomycota; Sordariomycetes; Togniniales; Togniniaceae
Product: putative response regulator receiver domain-containing protein
Exons: 3
Coding region: 1-2472 (823 amino acids)
Biological process (GO): osmosensory signaling via phosphorelay pathway
Cellular component (GO): Mcs4 RR-MAPKKK complex
Molecular function (GO): protein kinase activator activity; phosphorelay response regulator activity
Source: RefSeq, a predicted model, not a curated record